Molecule: messenger RNA, 1488 nt
Organism: Camellia sinensis
Lineage: Eukaryota; Viridiplantae; Streptophyta; Magnoliopsida; Ericales; Theaceae
Source: RefSeq, a predicted model, not a curated record
AUGGUGAGGAUGAAAACGGAUGAUCCGGAAGAUUCUACCUUCGUACGGUUGGACACAAUAGAUAGAAUGAUUAAAGAGAUGGAAAAAACCUUGAGGCAACAACAGCAACAACAACAACCACCACACCAGUACCUGUACCACCACCAAAGAAGUGUGGGUGUUGGGUAUGGAAAAGUAUUCGAGGUUUUUCCUUGUGCUGAGGCCCAAAAAGUACAAUUCGGUGCCUUCACUCUUGAAAAUGAAGCACGGAGGUGGCGGAUGCUCACAAGAACUAUACACCAAGGAUUGACAUGGGCUAGAUUUUUGGAAUUGUUUUAUGAAAAAUAUUUUCCCCAAUGUAUGCGAGACAAGAAAGUGACCGAGUUUGAGACCUUGAGACAAGGGAACAAAACUGUUGCAGAGUAUGAGGCUCAAUUUUCCAAGUUGGCCCAUUUUGCACCCCAUAUGGUGGAUACAGACUACAAGAAGGCAAGAAAGUUUGAAGGUGGAUUACGAACUGCUAUUCUCGACCGGAUUAAUGUGCUGAAAUUACCUACGUAUGUUGAUGUGUUGGAAAGGGCAGUAAUCGCUGAGGGUAAUAUUGCCACUCAAAGCCGGGUCUCAGUGUGGAAAGAGAAGAGACAAAAUACCCAAGUCACCAGGGGCUCAGUGGCACCAUCGAGUAAGAAGCUGAAUUCGGGAACCUCUAGCACAUCCGCCUCUACCUGUGACUCUGCACCAAUUUGUCCGAAUUGUGGAAAAAGACACCGUGGGAUUUGUUAUCGGGUAACAAGGGCAUGCUUCAAGUGUGGCAAGACAGGUCAUUUGGUCAGAGAAUGCCCACAAAAAGAUCGACAGAAUGGGAAUAAAACCACCACAAGUUCAGUCGGAUCAACUCCUACUCCAACUACAAAGACAGCUACGAAACACACCAAUACUGAAGAUACUGCUAAGCAGAAAAGGGCAUUUGCGUUAAUUCUGGGGGACGUGCAAAAUACCGAGACUGUGGUAGAUGCCAAUUUAUUACCUCUUGACAUGGCUUACUUUGACAUAAUUCUGGGGAUGGAUUGGUUAAGCGAAUGUCAUACGACUAUUGAUUGUAUGUUGAAACAAGUUACCUUUCAACCCCCAGGACAGCCUAAGUCUAUUUUCAAGGGGCUGUGGGUGAUUUCCUCACCUUAUCUGAUUUUUGCAAUAAAGGUGUGUAAGUUAUUACAAAAGGGUUGUCAGAGGUAUUUAUGUAGUAUUUUGGGUGAACAACCAGUGGAUGGGGGCAUUGAUGCAAUUCCAAUUGUUCAGGAUUUUCAGGAUGCUUUUCCAGAAGAGUUACCGGGAGAAUUAAUUGAUCGUGAAAUUGAGUUUACAAUUGAUAUAGUGUCAGGAACUCAGCCUAUUUCCAAGACCCCUUAUAGAAUGUCACCCGCUAAAAUGAAAGAGUUGAAGUUCCAAUUUCAAGAUCUCCUCGACAAAGGAUUUAUUCGCCCAAGCACUUCUCUUGGGGCGCACUAG